Molecule: messenger RNA, 1007 nt
Organism: Cynara cardunculus var. scolymus (artichoke)
Lineage: Eukaryota; Viridiplantae; Streptophyta; Magnoliopsida; Asterales; Asteraceae
Product: NADH dehydrogenase [ubiquinone] flavoprotein 2, mitochondrial
Exons: 10
Coding region: 44-808 (254 amino acids)
Biological process (GO): mitochondrial electron transport, NADH to ubiquinone
Molecular function (GO): NADH dehydrogenase activity
Source: RefSeq, a predicted model, not a curated record
CGCCAUUUUUUCCGUCACACUGUCGGAGGCUCCGAGCGCAAAAAUGUUGGCUCGUCUGGCAUCCAAGCGUCUGCUCGAGAUCCGUGAAGCUAUCCGUCAAUUUCCUCAGACAACUCGAUCCUUAUCCACUGCCCUAAACUAUCACCUCGAUUCGCCGGAUAAUAACCCCGACCUUCCAUGGGAAUUCAGCGAAGCUAACAGACCAAAGGUGAAGGAGAUAUUGUCUCACUAUCCAUCCAACUACAAGCAAUCUGCAGUGAUUCCACUGCUGGAUCUUGCACAACAGCAGCAUGGGGGGUGGCUUCCUGUUUCAGCAAUGAAUGCGGUGGCUAAAGAGAUAGAAGUUGCUCCUAUUCGUGUUUAUGAGGUUGCUACAUUUUAUUCAAUGUUUAACAGAGCUAAGGUUGGCAAGUACCAUCUUUUAGUCUGUGGAACAACUCCUUGUAUGAUUCGUGGGUCGCGAGAUAUUGAAAAUGCGUUAUUGAAGCACUUGGGAGUAAAACGGAAUGAGGUAACAAAAGAUGGCUUAUUCUCUGUCGGAGAAAUGGAAUGCAUGGGUUGUUGCGUAAAUGCUCCUAUGAUUACUGUGGCAGAUUAUUCAAACAGAUCCGAAGGAUAUACAUACAACUAUUAUGAAGAUGUGACCCCAAAGAGAGUUGUAGAGAUAGUCGAGGCUCUAAGACGAGGAGAGAAGCCACCGCGUGGCACACAAAACCCGCAGCGGAUCAAUUGUGGACCCGAAGGUGGGAACACUACGUUGUUGGGUGAGCCCAAACCGCCUCCGUGCCGUGAUCUAGAUGCCUGCUAAGGUUCACCGGGAAUACCAUCUAAUAAUGUUGUUGUCUACGGGGUCGAGCCUUUGAUCGUUGUAACGCAUAAACAUAGCUCCCAUCUUUCGGACACGUUCUUCUAAAUAUGGAAUGAUUUUAGAUUUGUAACUUUGUGUGAGAUUAAUUCUUUAAAUUAAACCAAACAAACUCAUUAAAUUUCAUACAUUUUCUUGAAUC